Molecule: messenger RNA, 489 nt
Organism: Psylliodes chrysocephalus
Lineage: Eukaryota; Metazoa; Arthropoda; Insecta; Coleoptera; Chrysomelidae
Source: the annotation of a GenBank genome assembly
AUGUCUAAAGCUGCUUCUGCAAAUUUGCAAGUAUGUGUAUUUUUUGGAAAUUUACAAGACAUUCCGGGCUUUUCUAAUAAUUCAUCCCAGCGAGUAGAAGUCUUGCACAAGAUUGUGAAGAGAAGGAUUCCCCACGGCGCUACAAUCCGUUGGAAUUUUAAUAUAAGGACCAUUGACGUUUUGUACGAAAUUAGAGCAUCUCUCAAUAAGUGUAUGCAUGAAAUAGAAGAACAAUUCACCAACAAUACAGUAUGUAGUGCAGCCGCCUCUAUUCGCCGUACAUUAAAUGAUCCGAUCUUCAAUUUUUGGUUGACUUUUUUUCAUCAUGUGAUGCCCCACGUAGACAUCCUAUUCAAUCAAUUACAGCAAAGAAAAAUUGAACCCACUUUAGUAAAAGACGCUAUCGAUAAUUUUGAACGCAGUAUCACUCAAGUUCGAAAUAAUAUUGAUACCAUUAUUAUUGAAGCAUCAGAUUUAAUAAGCGAUUAG